CCUCUUUAUUUGAGCUAUAAGUUAAUAAUGACGUUUAUUUCGUCAUUCAAAUUGGAGAAAAAAUAAUAAAGAGAUUUAAGAAGAUACGGUGUGAAAUGUGGUUUAUAUAGUGAAAUACGAGAAAAUUCAUAAGUCCUAUCUGGAAGAUGAUAUGAGCUGAGUUCCCGCGUAUCCCCGACUGUUUCGACGAUAUCUACAACUUUCGUGUUUGGUUCGAAAGCCAAUUCUUUGAGGAAGGUUGUCAGAUUUAUAAAUUUCUGGAGAUUUCACAGUGAAAAAUGGUGCUGAACCGCAGGUUUUCGGACAAUAAAAAAUUCAUAUCUCACAAUCCGCUCAUCCGAUUCCCUCGAAAAUUUAACUAGAGCUCCGUGUCAUCAUUACCGAGAUUUCAUAUGUUCGGACCGAAGACCGAUUAUGCACUGAAAACUCCCAGCAUUUUGAAGAACAUUGUAAUCUUUCGGUAAAAAGUGCAUUUUCGGGUAUGUCGCGCCAAGUUUGAAAAUUCAUAACUUCUUCGAUUUUUAUCGUAUGAAGUCCAUUCCGGCGGCAUUUUUUCAGAAAUUUCGUUAGCUUCGAUUCUUUGUCACACGUGCUUGUUCAGAUUUCGAGCCGAAGGAUGAGUUUUAUCGAGUUCUUUGAGCGGUACGCACAAAAUUCUGCACAGUCGCACCAGAUGAACCGAUUUUUCUCGUCAUUCAAACGCGCAUAAUUUCCUCACCGUUUGUCGGAUUGAGACGAUUCUCGCGGCUACGAGUCACAAAUUUAGUCAUCUUCGAGAUGACGUUGGUCCCGUUUCCGGAUUUUGCACCGAGUCACAUUUCCCCGAAAAUAAGCAAAAAGAGAUACGUCGGGGGCAUUUUUGACAUUUCACCACUUACCCUAUAUAAACAAUUUUCCCUCCUUUUUUCUCAUAACUUCAAUUCACCCAAAAAUCUCAUAAACUCUUCUCUUAAUUCUCUCUCAAAUUCUUAGAAUCAAAACUACAAAAUUACUCAAAAACUCCAACAAUUUUCAUCAAUUUCUCAAGAACAUAACAACACAAAAUGGAUUGAAGCACAAGAACUUUUAUCCCUCCCUCUCAAUCAAAACGCUGCACUCUCUUCCUUCUCCCUCCGUACGCGUCGCUACCAGAGCAUCCUCCGGCCACCGCAUCGCCGUUGCCGCUCUCCCUCAUCUCGCUGGAAAACCAACGCUGUUCUCUCACUGUUUUGCGUGAUCUCAGCAACUUUCAAUUCCUCUUCAAUUCUUAAUCCAAUUCUUGAGGUAAUCCUUUGAAUUCUCAUAGUGUUGUAGUCAAUGAUGCAACGUAAUUUUGAUUGGAGGAAUUGGAUGUGAAUGGUUGUAUAACAUAGCUUAGAUCUAAUCAUGAUUGCAAAUUGGUAGAACUUAACUUCUAAGCUAACAUAGAAUCCUCGCACAAAAUGUUUGUACUCUAUGUGUUUGUGAUAAAUCUCCAUAGAAGUGACAUAGGUUAGAAUUCUAUUAUUUAGUGAUACUUGUUUUAUCUUGCUGUUGUUUCUUGAAUUAAAGGUGAUAAAGCUUGGCAUAGGUUGAUAUGUUUUGCUAAUUGGUUGCGACUUUGUACUUAUGUGUUGAUAUUUGAAGGUUUGUUGCUUAUGGAAAUUAAGGAUUGAAAUGAUAACUGAGGCAUAUGGUUCUCGAUUGGAGUUUGUUGUUCAUGAAUGUUAUGGAUUGCAUGCUCAAAAUGUGAAUUGAGCCUUGGAAAUAGAAAUGAUAUGGUGCAGAAUUUUUGUUGUUGUUAAUGGUGUGUUCUUGAAUUGUCAUUGAUGCAGAAUUUUCGAGGUUCAAUUAUUGUGUUGAAAAAUAAGAACGCUGGAAAUUUGGUGAUGUUUUAGUGUUGUUUGAAUGAUAUUUUAAUGCUAAUUCAAUACAUGAACAAUGCUGGAAAUUAUUGGUUUUAAAGUGUUGUUGUUGGACACAAUAUUUGCAUAGAAAUCAUGUUAAUUCAAGUGCCUAUGUGCUGGAAAUUUUUGUGGUGUUAUUUGAUAUUGUUAGCAUGAUAUUUGUUUGAAAUGGUGGAUUAAAGAGAGGGUUUAAUAUUGGAAGUUUACUUGGUUCUUCUUUACUUGAGUUGUUGAGCACUAAUUGUUGAAUUUGAUGGAUAACACUUGAUAACAUGUGGUGCUAAUUGUUGAAACUUUUGAAACAAUGUUGAGUCUACUUGUUGAAAUGUUCAUUUUCAUGUUGUUUCUAUUGAUUGAUGUGCAUUGAUAGAAAAUUAGAGAUUUAAUGGUGAGCUAUAAAAUGAUGUGGUAACUUGUUGAUUCAUGAGGAUUAAAGCUUGCUAACACUUGAGUUUUUUUUUACUAUUUGAAAUGCUUGGAAAUGUAUGAAUAAAUAUGUUUGAGUUUCUAUGUGUUGUUGCUAGUAUUUGGCUAAAUUUGUGAUUUGCUUGGGACUGUUUUGUCACUCUUAUUAUGCAGCAUUUUAACUGGUUCCAUUACACUACAUUUCCAUUCCCAUAACUCCUAAAAUUUGCCAUUUUCUUACAUUUUUGACAUGAAAAUUGAUAUGUUUGGUUGUUGGUUGAUUUCGAGUGAUUAUAUGGUUUGAUUAAGUGCUAAUAGAUGUGUUAGAGGUGCUGGAAUUUUUCUGUUUCACUUGUUUGGUGUGUUUCUACUUGUUUUUGAGCUUACGCGCGCGGUAUGUCGGCUUUAUCAAAUUGGUCAUAACUUUUGAUUUAGGAAGAGUUUUUGAGCAUGUGAAUAUUGUUUUUCAUACGUAAUAAUAUUUUCGGAGCUGUUUGUACAGUUUAUUUUCGGUUUCGACUGACUUUUUUUACCGUUUUUGCUACUGCCCCUGUUUCGAAAGUCGCGCUUCCGGGCCGAUUUUGUAAAUUCUGACUUCAUAUUUGAGUUCCUUGACAUAUUUUUAGCUUACCAUAAAAUUUUGGUUUAAUUCUGACGAGUUUAGUUUUCACUGUUUUUACCCGGUUUUGCCGUUUCGGUGUACCGUUGUGCAUGUAAAUACUUGUGUUGGCUUCCGUAGUUUUAGUGUACAUAUUUGAUUUGUUUUUGAAUACUAUCUCAUGUUUCUUAUUCGCUUUUGUUAUGUUUUCACUUUCUAUUCCGUUAUCCAUUUCCGGUUCAGCUUAUAAUUCAAUAACGCAAUUCCGAUUGCGGUGCUUUGUUAUCUCUAACGUGUGUGCUAGUAUGCAAGGCAACACGGAGGCUCUGGUCGAUGCCCGCUCUCGUGUUCCGCUUUAUUUGCGGGACACGACAUUUAUCCUCUCUCUGAUUCGCGUUUCUACACGCAUCCUUUAUCAUUAUACUUGCUUGUCCGGAUUUCUGUUUCCCUUGCAGGUGUAUGGUAUUCGUUGUGCCCGAUGCACACGUUGGCGCGUGAUUUACUUUCAUCGUACCGAUUCUUGAUUGCUUAUGCGGAUUUUAAUCGGAGUGCUGACAUGUUUGCUGUUGCUUUUGCUAGCUCGCUCGCGGGAUCCUAGUUUACUCACUCUCCUCGCUUUAGCUUACGGAUCAUCAUCCGUUUGGUAUUGAUUCCGUUUCAUUUUACUUCUUUCUGUACUUUAUCGCUUUCUCGCAUCAUCCUUUAACAUGAGAAGUAGGACCUAGACAUGCAUCUGGCCAAGCCCUCGAAAGAGGCUCUGUUUUUGUUGGUGUGUUUAUAUUUGUGCUUUGCGGCAGGGAGUCACGGUGUAAUAAGUCCUAUAUGGCACUCCGUUAAGUCCUCAUGGAAGGCAUGCGGUCAAGGGUUCGUAAUCAACCCCCGCCUAGUCUCAUCGAGUCUGUUUGGUAUGCGCACGCCUCGCGUUGCUCGCUUCCGAACGUGCAAAAGAUCUUGUUAUCGAGUAUGUCAGGAAAAGGGUUCAUGCAAUCGGACCCCCGUCUUUCCUAUAGCUCGCGUCGCUCGACGUUGAUGCUCGGUGUACGCACGCACCGUUUUCCUUUACGAUCCGUGACGGCUUGGUUGCUGAGAGGGGACCGCCCUCUUGUCUAUGGCCCGAUCAUUUUCACGAGGUCUAAUGCUUGGUUGACUUGGGUUGAGCUGCUCCCCUUGGCUAUGGCGGGACCUUUUUUCUACCAUUCGGUCAGUACCGUUGGUUUUGUUUGCUUUACGAGUGGAUGCUCGUUUGUGUGCUAUUUGUUUGCUUUUGCCCUUUUCCCUCGUAGGUUGUUAGUUUAGUUAUAUUUGCACCCUUUGUAUGAUAACAUUAGGUAUCAAGCUUUCCCCCUUAGCUUAGGUCUUUCUCAUGCAUUCUUUAAAACACAAACCACACUCUUUGAUUUUCUUUUCUUAAGAACUUGUUAUUUCCGCUCCAUUCCCAAGCAUAAGUCUCCAAAGGUCGAGCAGCGGAGUGUGAAUGUAACUCGUUCACCUAAAAAAUACAAAACAAACAGAAACUAGUUAGCCGAGCUACGGUAGCUCUGAUUCUGCAAAACAGAUACGUAGGCAGCGGGGUAGGGCCCGUGCGAGCACAAUCCUUUCUUUUCCCUACAUUUUGCAUUCAUUUUAGUCCAGAUUAGCGUAGAUUUAUUACACACCCAUAGAUUUAGACACAAGCGUGGAUACCAUCGAGUACGAUGGGCGCGAGGGGUGCUAAUACCUUCCCCUCGCGUAACCGACUCCCUUACCCUUUUUCUCUGGUCGUGAGACCGUUGUUUUGUUUUGUGGUUUGCUGGCAUUCCCUUCCUUUUCAGGAUAAAUAUGUUAGUGGCGACUCUGUUAAUUUUCGCGGUAGCGACAGCUGGCGACUCUGCUGGGGACGUCUUGACCUGUCGCUGGUCCGGACCUAGCGAGUCGAUCCUAGCGCUUGUGUGUUUAUCUUUGGGUGUUUUUACUGCUUUGCAUAUUUACCUGUUUGCAUUGCAUUCUAUGUGCGCUUUUACUUUUCUGCAUCAUAUUCUGGACUGUCUGGAUUUCUAUCUGUGGGUGGGUGUUUCAAGAGGUAAAAGGCCCAAUACCCAGGCUAUGAGUGAUACCAUAGGAACUAGGAAUAGAGUGGCCGUGACGGACAGAAGGCGUAUGCCUGAUUGAUCUGAUCACGUAUCCACGGGCAGAGCUUGGUGGAAUGAGGCAAUAUCGUAUGAUAGCGCCUACAUUCGAUCCUCUGUUGGCUUUUCGACCUACCUUGGCCUAGAUUUACCCGUGAGUGGGGCGGGAAUCAAUCAUUGCUUAACAGGUACAUUGAUGGUGACUUUGGUUCUUGUUCGAGGGUUACCGCUGUUCUUGUUCGUGGGUUACCGUGGUUCUUGUUCGAGGGUUACUUUGGUUCUCGUUCGAGUGGUUCCAUUUCCGUGAUGGUGACUAUGGUUUUGAUUCUAUUGGUUAUGUCCCGUGAUCUACGGGGAGUUCUGAAUUGGUGCCGAACCUUUGAACCUGUGCCAUGUGAUUUAUCGGUACCCCAGAUAUAUCCAGUAUUGUGGUUCCCACCACUUUGCAUCAUUGCAUAUUUACUUUUCCAAAAAAUGAUGUACAAAAAAAAAAUAACUAGCAUACUAGCAUACGUGUUCCUUCCAUUUCCAAGGAAUCGUUUCUUUAAGCCUCGUGUCGAGCUCUUCUAUCUUUUGUUAUCUAAAAAAUAAAGUAUGAGGAUUCCUUGGAAAUCGAAUGAACAUGGCAUUGCAUUUAUAUCAUACAUCUCAUACAUCUCAUGCAUAACAGGUGUUCAAGAUCAAGGAAUUCUUAUUCAAACUUGGUUCUUUCACCAGACUCAGAGACUUGAGUUGUUCUUAUUGUGUGCUAAAAGAUCAGUCAUGAAACAACUUUGUGGGGAUUUUACCGAGAAGAAAGCUCAGUCGGGGUUCUUUUUGAAGACUUGUCUUAUGCUCAUCUGCUUCCAUGCUUGCUUUAUUUGCAACUGGUUAAGCUCCGUACUGUGUGGAUGUCUACUGAUUCUAUGCUUGAUGACGAUGACACUAGGUGUGAGUUCUAUUCUGGGGCACCUGGUCGUGAUGUUAUGAUCUGCAAGUAUUUGAAAUUGCUUGGGGCUCCCGCACGAGGGAUAAGCAAGACACUGUCUAUCUUGAGCAUUGCACCAUUUGCAUUGCUCGAAUCCCUAAAGCAUUACAAAUUCCGUGUGACUUCACCAGAAUUUUCUGCCAGACAGUAAUUAAGAGUGAUCUGCAAGGGCACACCUCUCAUUCUCAAGGUUCUGCUUCACAUCCUGAGUCAUCUCCUCCUAGAGUUUCCUUUUCAGCAACCUUUACUUGUCAACAGAGACGGAAGGUGUAUAAGAAAUAAGCUGAUGUGAUCCUAGUGCCAUUAUGUUCAGUUGCUUCUGUGCUUGAUGGAAUUUCAAUCGGUUAAGACUCGUGCUUUGGGUGUUUCUCACCACAAAUAGCUCUCUUGAUUUCAAUGACAAUACUUGGUGUUUUCCAUUCUGGGGGCACCUGAUCAUAAUGUCAAGCCUUACAAGGUUUUGAGGUACAAAGAGUCCAGGACUUGCUCGAUACAGAGAUGUUUGAGUUUAUGGUUUCUACUGGUCAAUCCUAUUUCAUCCGCUGGAAGUAGAAUGUUUGAUCCUCCUCGAGGAAGUAAUUCAUGAGAAUCACUUGCAACUUGUACUGCCAGAGGUUUGUUUCACAACAACUAUUGUGUGUUCCAAGUAAUGACUUCGAUAGCCAAACGUUAGAGGUUGUUGUUGUUCGCCAAUAGUAAUACAAGUUUCCUCCAUUCAUGAUGGUGUUUUCUGUUUCAGCAGUUAUAUUUAGGGCUCCCGACCGAGGGAUAAGCAAGACUCUGUGUUCUUGAGUUCGCAUCAUUGGCAGCUCAAAUCCCUAAAGCAUUCUACAAACUCCAGUCGCGAUAUUUAGGGCUCCCGACCGAGGGAUAAGCAAGACUCCGUGUUCUUGAGUUCGCAUCAUUGGCUGCUCAAAUCCCUAAAGCUGAGCACUUGCAACUUCUGUAUGACUUUGCCGAAAUCUUCUUCCAGGAAGUAAUUCAAAGUGUUCUACAGGAACAUAUGUUGUUGUUGGGUGUGCUUUCCACUCUAGGGGCACUUGGUUAUCUGAUUGAAGGCUGUCAGCCAUUCAAAGACAAGGUUCAAGACCUGAUUUACUCAAAGGCUAUCACAUUCACACUUGAGGGCCAGAAUUGAAGUUCUCCUCCGACUCAGUGGAUCUUCUGAAGCAAUAAGUCCAUAUGGAGAGAAUCUCCUCAACAUUGGCAGUUCUUGAAUCAUCAUGCAUGUUCAUGUUUAAGCUUUCUUGCUUUGUUCAAUACUGUUGCAUGCAAAACUUGUUUAUUUUUGAACUAUAAUCAUAAUGCAUUGGAUAUGUUUGUCUUAAAAAAAAUCCAUUCGCUUUUGCUCUUAUAUGUUUUUAUGCUUUUUGUGAUACUUAACUCUUGCUACAUAAAGCAUGAUAACUCCGUAGGGAGAAUGAUGAACAUAAUACCAAUAACCUCAAAUGGUAUGCUUUUGAAUAGAACCUUGUUGAUGAUGUACAGGCAUUGUUUCAAAUUCCCAAACACUGGAGAUAUAAGGGAGUGAAACCCUCGUUAACCCGUCUGAGCCUUCGAAGUAGGAGUUUCUUUUCUAUUCACGAAAAAACCCUAACAUUCAACCCAGGGCCGGGUAGUGUUCAGUUAACCUGAUCAAGCAUUCAAAAUUCAUCAGGAGCACACAUCUAAGGAUACAAUAAUGGCUGUCUUUCGAAAGGUUGAGGAAAGUCAAAUCCACAACAGUUAUCCCUCGUCUCAAGAGGUCGAGACAUCAAGAUUAUCCCUUACAUCAGGAGGACGAACGAUGACGAUACCACAAUGGUAAUUCUUCAUCUACCAAGAAUUUAGGCAGUCACGAUCACUUCCAAUAAAGCAAAGGUAGUGCGGGAUCACACGACUUGUCAAAAAAAAAAAGGGGAAAGAAAGAAAGAAAAAAAAAGAAAAAAAGAGAAAGAAAAAAAAGAAAAAAAAGAAAAGAAAAAAGAGAAAGAAAAAAAAAGAAAAAAGGAAAUGAUAAUGAAAUUGUUAAUCAAGGACAAAGUCGUGUGAUGUUAAAUCAGGGGAUCAAGAAAGGUGAAGUGACUGUCGUGUCCGAAUGCCUCAUUGGCUCCUCAGUCAUCUCAAACUCCUCUUGAAAGACGAAUCCUCGUGUCAAGUUAACUGAACUUAGGACUGGAGAACAUCACGAAGGGGGUGGACACCAAAUAAUUUGAGCCUAAAAAUCCUUUUUCUAAAACCGUGAACCUGGCCACGUUACAACCCUGAAAAGUCCUAACUGAAGCAGGGGUUAAUUCGAAAGCAGACUAUAAACGAGAAUACGGUAAGCUGACUCCUAGGAGAUCCGCUAAAUGCUUGGGUUGGUAUCACACCAUCUUUCUUUCCUAAAAAAUCGAUGUUACGACAUCCCUUCAUAAAGUUUCUUUAAACUUCAAGACAAACAUACUCUUUGCAUUAGAAUUAUAUUUCUCAUAAUAAACAUUCUUUGCAUAUGAACAAGUGCUUGACAUCAAGAAAGUUUCCAUCAUGAACUUCAGAUGAAAAGUUUUAUCCUCCCGAAGGACAAGUUGUCUUCCGAACUCCGUUGAGUAGAGGCAACAAUAUUUCAAAGUCUGAUCACCCUCAUGGGCACAAAAGCAUUUGAUUACUCUAUCGAGUAAGUUUUCAAUCAAUCUGAGGCAAUCAGGUCAAGAUUCGAAGAAUCUCUCUAAGUGCUAGGCAAUCAGGGGCAUUCACCCAAGUGCAGUUGAAGUUACCUCCAACACUGAUCAAUCAAGGCGUGGUUCUAACAUUCAUGAUACUGGGGCAAGUUGGCUAUGAUUGCAUGAAUAUCAAGAAGUCCUUACGAGACGAAUUUCUUUAAAGUCCCUACAGGCUGGGGCAAGACACUAUGCAUUGGCAUUCUUUCCUCAUCAGGAGGUGUUCAAUUGAAAGUUCAGGUGUUAGCUAAACAACUUAUGAACUCGAAGGCUGUUGAAAGUCAGGAUCGUCAUCCUUAACAUUGAUCUGAGAUUGAAAGCCCAAUACUUGUUGGCAUCCUCAUAAUCAAUGCAUAUUUGCAGAACCCUAUGAAAGCCAAUGCCUGUUAGGUCCCUUUGAAGUCAACACUUGCUUGACCCAUUAAUCCCACUUGUUGGUGGUGUUCCCUUGAAGGACUAAUUCUUGUUUGAUGCUCCGGCCGAUACUUGUUUGGUGUUCUAAUCAUUGCUUGCCUAUCAGCUCAUUGAAUCCAGUGCCUGUAUGGAAAGUUUCAAAGCCAAGAUGGCUGACAAUCUAUUUGCUCUUGCAUUUUCCCAUUGUGGGUGAGCAUUACCGUUCUCUGCCAUGUGAGGAGACCCUGUAAAGAUGUUAUGCUAUAUCUUGGGGCAUUUCCAUCUGUUUAUCUCGUAGGUGCAUCCUUUCGAGUGCAUCACAUUAGCUUAUUGGUGGAUCUAGCCAAGUGAGAGAUUCUCAUUCCCCAACUGAGUGCGUCUAGAUGAGGUUUUCUUUGUUCCAAGAUUCUCAUCUCCCCAGCAAAGCACAUAUCAAUGCAAUUUCCGUGCUUCAGAAGUCUUAUUCCCGGUGGAAUGUCUUAUCCCCAGUUGAGUCAUGAUCGAAUGGUAUUUGAUUCCCCAACAAGCUCUUAAUGAGGUUCCUUGCCCGAGUCCCCCAUUCUCCCCAGUAGAGCGUUUCUCUCCCCAACAAAUUGACCUGUUGUCCCCAAGAGAGUUAUCUUAUUCCCCAGUGGAGUUGUCUUAACAAGAGGUUCUUAUGUCAAGUUCCUUAUCCCCAGCGGAUCUCUCAUAUCCUCAGCAGCUCGCUUUGAAGAAGUAUUCAUCUUCCCCACUGAUUCUUUCCUCAACAGAAUCUGUGUCCUUCAAGGAUUUCCCCAGCGGAAUGCAUUCUACACAAGCAAGUCGGUUACUCCCCAUCAGAGUUAUCUCCAUGACUUGCUCUUAUCUCCACAUCCCCAGAAUGUCGAGAAUUUGCUUCUCAUAUGAAGUUUCUAGGGUAUUCCCCAAGCAGUCAAUUGGGAUGUUCUUAUCUUCAGGCAAGAUUUAUUCCCCAAACAGAGCUCGCAUCCAGAUUUGAUCGUCUCCAGCAGAUUUCUGAUCCAUCUUUGCCAGCUCAUAGUUGUGACCCUUGGUCACUCAUCUUGUCCUCCCCGCAGAGUUCCAUAAUCUCUCAAGGAUUUCUUCAGCAAUUCAGUGCUCCUCCGUUGUCUCCCCAAGCAACGUUCGAAUCAUGCAUCAUUUGCAUUGCAUUCUAAAAAGCAUAUAGCGUCUUCCUUCUCGGAAACGUUAUUCCGUACACAUUCAUACAUGCAUCAUGCAUAAAUCAUAUCAUAUCUGUUUCUUUCUGCAGGACAGUUAUCCAGAUUCAAAUGCUCCCUAGAGAGCAAUAUUCGCCUAGUCAUUACAGGCGCUUAUCCUGAUGUUUUGAAUCAGAAGAGGAUUGUUCUACUUAUUUUCUGGCAUAGCUCAGAUCAGUUCCAAGACAUUCCUAUUCCCGAUGCCCCCAGAUCGGUGGAAGAUAUUUGUUCCUAUCCUGAUAUCCAGCUCAGUUGAAGGAACCGCCUCCGGAUCUCUAUAGAUCUUCCGAAGGAGCAAGCCCUCUGAUACAUCAGAUCAGUCGGAAAUAUCUACUCCCUGACGAUUUAGUUCGUUCAGAAGAAGAAACUCGCCUGCCCAGUCCUGAUGCCUAACCAUCAGUUGAAGACGCUUUCUUUACCCGGCGUACACAGUUCGGAAGAAACAUCUGUUCCUAUCCUAAUAUUCAGAUUCAGAUUAGUUGAAGGAACCGCCUCCGGAUCUCCCAAGAUCUUACGAAGGAGCAAGCCACUGAUAUCAUCAGAUCAGAUGGAGAUGUCUGCCUGAUCGACUUUGUCUUUCAGAUGAAGAUUGUCCUACUUAUUUUCUAGCAUCAUGUCUAGAUCAGUUUAAAGGCAUUCUUUCCCCGGCGUACACAGUUCGGAAGAGAUAUUGUUCCUAUCCUGAUUACCAGUUCAGUUGAAGGAACCGCCUCCGGAUCCCCGUGGUCUUACGAAGGAGCUAGCCGCUAAUUCCCAGAUUAGUUGGAAUAUCUACCUGAUGAUUUAAUUGCAUCAGAAGAGAUGUCUGCCCAGAUUCCCAGAUCAGAGAUACUUAUUACCCGUUGAUAUUCAGAUCAACCGAUGUAUCUCCUUCGAUUCCCAGAUCGACUUAAGACAUCUAUCCCGAUGCAUGUUCGGAGACAUCUGCUACGUCUGAUACUCAGAUCAGUCGAGAUGUUCCUUCUCUUGAUGCCCAGAUCAUCUGAAGUGUUUUCCCCUUCCUGUGGGUGCCCGUUCCUCCUUUUUCACAAGGUGGAGCAUAUUUAUUAUCCGGAUCAAUCGAAGUUUUUCUCCUCGCCUGCGGGGUGGUACAUUCCUUCUUGUUACAAGACGGAAUCUUCUAUUGAUCAAGAGCGCAAAUUUUCGAGUUCAUUCUGGUAUUCAAUCUCCUUCCACCUCAACGAUUCGAAACUUUCGUUUCUCACUCGUCAGGUUCAAGAAGUUUGAAUAGGGGCAGCUGUUGCACCCCAAAAUUUGCCCUCUUUAUUUGAGCUAUAAGUUAAUAAUGACGUUUAUUUCGUCAUUCAAAUUGGAGAAAAAAUAAUAAAGAGAUUUAAGAAGAUACGGUGUGAAAUGUGGUUUAUAUAGUGAAAUACGAGAAAAUUCAUAAGUCCUAUCUGGAAGAUGAUAUGAGCUGAGUUCCCGCGUAUCCCCGACUGUUUCGACGAUAUCUACAACUUUCGUGUUUGGUUCGAAAGCCAAUUCUUUGAGGAAGGUUGUCAGAUUUAUAAAUUUCUGGAGAUUUCACAGUGAAAAAUGGUGCUGAACCGCAGGUUUUCGGACAAUAAAAAAUUCAUAUCUCACAAUCCGCUCAUCCGAUUCCCUCGAAAAUUUAACUAGAGCUCCGUGUCAUCAUUACCGAGAUUUCAUAUGUUCGGACCGAAGACCGAUUAUGCACUGAAAACUCCCAGCAUUUUGAAGAACAUUGUAAUCUUUCGGUAAAAAGUGCAUUUUCGGGUAUGUCGCGCCAAGUUUGAAAAUUCAUAACUUCUUCGAUUUUUAUCGUAUGAAGUCCAUUCCGGCGGCAUUUUUUCAGAAAUUUCGUUAGCUUCGAUUCUUUGUCACACGUGCUUGUUCAGAUUUCGAGCCGAAGGAUGAGUUUUAUCGAGUUCUUUGAGCGGUACGCACAAAAUUCUGCACAGUCGCACCAGAUGAACCGAUUUUUCUCGUCAUUCAAACGCGCAUAAUUUCCUCACCGUUUGUCGGAUUGAGACGAUUCUCGCGGCUACGAGUCACAAAUUUAGUCAUCUUCGAGAUGACGUUGGUCCCGUUUCCGGAUUUUGCACCGAGUCACAUUUCCCCGAAAAUAAGCAAAAAGAGAUACGUCGGGGGCAUUUUUGACAUUUCACCACUUACCCUAUAUAAACAAUUUUCCCUCCUUUUUUCUCAUAACUUCAAUUCACCCAAAAAUCUCAUAAACUCUUCUCUUAAUUCUCUCUCAAAUUCUUAGAAUCAAAACUACAAAAUUACUCAAAAACUCCAACAAUUUUCAUCAAUUUCUCAAGAACAUAACAACACAAAAUGGAUUGAAGCACAAGAACUUUUAUCCCUCCCUCUCAAUCAAAACGCUGCACUCUCUUCCUUCUCCCUCCGUACGCGUCGCUACCAGAGCAUCCUCCGGCCACCGCAUCGCCGUUGCCGCUCUCCCUCAUCUCGCUGGAAAACCAACGCUGUUCUCUCACUGUUUUGCGUGAUCUCAGCAACUUUCAAUUCCUCUUCAAUUCUUAAUCCAAUUCUUGAGCUCGCUCGCGGGAUCCUAGUUUACUCACUCUCCUCGCUUUAGCUUACGGAUCAUCAUCCGUUUGAUGCAAUGCAAGACUUCCUCGGCUCCAUUCGCCGAUCCAUAGUUUUCUCAUCUCCACCCGCACACGACGACGAUGGACGCUUCACCGGAUUCGCCAACAAGAUCGGCUCCGCCAUUCGUAAAUCCAGAAUCGGCCUCAAGUCUCCUCCUCCACCUCCGCCGCCAAUUAGGUGGCGGAAAGGUGAGUUGAUUGGUUCCGGUGCUUUCGGUCGAGUUUAUAUGGGUAUGAACCUCGACUCCGGGGAGCUUAUUGCCGUUAAACAGGUUUUGAUCGAGCCUGGUAUCGCUUUCAAGGCGAAUACACAGGCUAAUAUUCGGGAGCUUGAAGAAGAAGUGAAGCUUCUCAAGAAUCUUAAGCAUUCAAAUAUUGUUAGAUACUUGGGAACGGCUAGAGAGGAAGAUUCCUUGAAUAUUCUGCUGGAGUUUGUACCUGGUGGAUCUAUCUCGUCACUGUUGGGGAAAUUCGGAUCCUUUCCUGAGUCAGUUAUAAGAACGUAUACAAAACAGCUUUUAGAGGGGCUUGAAUACCUUCACAAUAACAGAAUUAUUCACAGGGACAUUAAGGGUGCAAACAUUCUAGUUGAUAACAAAGGGUGUAUUAAACUCGCAGACUUUGGUGCAUCCAGGAAAGUCGUGGAAUUGGCUACCAUAAAUGGAGCAAAGUCUAUGAAGGGUACCCCACACUGGAUGUCACCUGAAGUUGUUUUACAGACAGGAUAUACAACCUCUGCUGAUAUAUGGAGUGUUGCAUGCACUGUGAUAGAGAUGGCCACAGGAAAGCCUCCAUGGAGUCAACAGUAUCCCCAGGAGGUUUCAGCUCUUUUCUACAUUGGGACAACUAGAUCUCAUCCACCAAUACCUGAACAUCUGUCUGCUGAGGCAAAGGACUUUUUGCUGAAAUGCUUUCACAAGGAACCAGAUUUAAGACCUUCUGCAUCAGACUUGUUACUGCAUCCAUUCAUCACUUGCGAGUAUCAGGAAUCUCAUUCAAUGUCACGCAGUUCGGUCAGGGACUCUUGCAAUCGGAUGGCAACACAUGGGAUGAACACUAGGAACUUUUUGGAUUCCAUCCAAGGAUCAACCUGUACUGGCCUAAAGGAUGUUUGUCAGAUGGAUAGUUUAAGGUUCUCAAAUGCAAAUCUUCUAAAACCAGGUUCCUACCAGGGAGCAGACAACUAUGAUGAUGACAUGUGUCGGAUGGAUGAUGAAGAUGAUAUUUUGGUUGCGUCAUCAGUAAAAGCUAACUUCCUACUUGCUGCUGACGACAUAAAGAGUUUCAAUCCAAUGUGCGAACCUGUGGAGGAUGGCUGGGCUUGCAUGUCUGAUGAAACACUAAAUUUGAAGAAAAGCAGACUGAACUUGUCCCCAGAUCAAACUAUUAGGAAAACUAUGAGUACCAAACCAUCUCCUAAUGCAGAGAAGGAGUUUUCAUUUUCAAGUGAACCUCUUGGUGUUGAAGAUGAUGAUGAAGUGACAGAGUGCAAAAUUAGAGCUUUCUUGGAUGAUAAGGCCUUUGAACUGAAUAAGCUCCAAACACCUCUUUAUGAAGAAUUCUUUGGCAAAUCAAUUGCAGCCAUUCCUCCUGUACCUGUUGCAGUUUCAAAGAGUAAAGUUAUUUCAGAUGUCUCAAAUGUAACAUCGAAAAGCGGGUCUCCUUGUCGAGAUAGACGGCGAUUCUCAAUGGCUAGCAUUACCAAUGUAACAAGCCCUGAGAGUCAUAGAAAAUAUCUUACGAAACCUGUGACUGCUCGUAGUAAACCUUUGCAGGAAAUUCAGCCUUCUGAGCUUUAUGAGUCAAAGGAGACUCUUCAUGAUGCUGAGCUGGGAUCAAGUGUCAGCCCAAGCUUCUCCGAGAGGCAAAGGAAAUGGAAAGAAGAACUUGCAGAAGAGCUUGAGCGGACGCGAGAGGUUAUGCGUCAAACAGGUGGAGGGAAGAUAACAUCCCCAAAGGAUCGCAAUUUUCUCAGAGACUGAUUGCUUGUUCAUUGCUUCUUCGGGCUAUUUUCAAUUCAUCUUUUGACAUUUUCCUGCAAGGAGGAAAACUAGUCUUAUCUUUUGGAGGAUUUGCAAGUAUAUAACAGCAUUUACCAUGCCAAGUAACCUUGCAAUGAAGAAUUCGAAAUUUUGGCUCGGCAGGAAAAUUUAAAAUUAGUAGUACAUUGAUAUUGAUUUUUUUUCUUCUUUUUCAAUAUCUUCCCGAUUCUCUCUGUAUUUUAGCUAGAUAUGCAUAUAGUGUAUUAAGUUAUUAUGUAUAAAAAUAUCAUCCAAAUAGAAAAGAAGUGAAGAAAGUUUAAUAUGUUUAUGGAGUUCUGAGGAAAUUAUAAAUGGAGUGACAUGGCUACACAGUCUUUGAUCUAUGAUUGGCUAUGUGCUUACAAAGUUAAGCACAGUUGUGGUAUUUUACCGGGCUUGCCUUUAAAUUCCAUUAAUUCUUUGGGUUGCUCUUCCUA
Molecule: messenger RNA, 15244 nt
Organism: Vicia villosa (hairy vetch)
Lineage: Eukaryota; Viridiplantae; Streptophyta; Magnoliopsida; Fabales; Fabaceae
Product: mitogen-activated protein kinase kinase kinase NPK1-like
Exons: 19
Coding region: 12801-14768 (655 amino acids)
Biological process (GO): protein phosphorylation
Molecular function (GO): protein kinase activity; ATP binding
Source: RefSeq, a predicted model, not a curated record